CUCCCCGCCGCGGCAGCAGGAGGAACCCGGGCGGCUGUCGGGGCUGGCGAUGGGGUUAAGCGCCCCUCGUGUGUGAGCCCGCCGCCGCCGCGCCGGCCCCAGCCCGCCGGCCGCGCCGCCGCGCAUGCUAUAAUCCAAAGUGCAUUUGAAAGGGAUGUUCUUGCUGAUUCAAGACAACAUAGUUCUGUCCAGGACUCUACACUGGGGAUAAGGACAUGGGACUCCUCCUGCCAGAUUCCAGAUGGUUCAUUACAACUGACAUCUUGGUUGACAACUGUGAAAAGGAACUUUGGAUUAUUUUAUUUUAUUUUUGUGGGAGACCACAAUCCCCAAACUGUAGGACAUAUCAGGUUCCAUAUUUCUUGUAGAAUUUUAAAAUAACCUUUUCUAAUGAGGAUGUCUGAUAUUCUUACUGUAAAAGAUGAAACUGAUGCAAUGAAGGGUUCAGAAGGUGAAUUUAAAGAUACAGACCCAGUUGAAAACCUUAUAAAAUCAGGAAGUCAGGAGCAGAUUCAAGCGGAAAAGGAUGAAAAUUGUCCUGAUAGCAAAAACAAUAUGCCGCGGCCAGUGCAGUCUUUUGGACAGACAGCAAAAAGGUCGAAGUCAAACACAAAGUUAAAGUUAGUUCGGAGCCUUGCUGUAUGUGAAGAAUAUCCACCACCUCCCACAGCUGAAAUAUCACAGGACCUCCAGGAGAAAAUUCAGAUCCAGUUGUCACAGUCUUUUGAAAAAGAAGAAAAGCCUGCAAAAGAUGAAACAGAAAAGGAAAAAUCCAGUGAUAAACUGUCCAGAAAAAUGUUAUCAAGAGAUUCCAGCCAAGAGUAUACAGAUUCCACUGGUAUAGAUCUUCAUGAAUUUUUAGUAAAUACAUUAAAAAACAAUCCCAGGGACAGAAUGAUGCUGCUGAAAUUAGAACAGGAAAUUUUAGAUUUCAUUGGUAAUAAUGAAAUUCCAAGGAAAAAGUUUCCCCCAAUGACAUCUUACCAUAGAAUGCUGUUGCACAGGGUAGCUGCUUACUUUGGAUUAGAGCACAAUGUGGACCAGAGUGGGAAGUCAGUCAUAGUAAAUAAAACUAGCAAUACAAGAAUACCUGACCAAAAGUUUUGUGAGCAUAUAAAGGAUGAGAAGAGUGAUGAUUUCCAGAAGCGGUACAUCCUUAAAAGAGAUAACUCUAGUUUAGACAAAGAUGACAACCAGAUGCGAAUACGAUUAAAAGAUGACAGAAGAAGUAAAUCCAUAGAAGAACGCGAAGAAGAGUAUCAGAGAGCUAGAGAAAGAAUAUUUGCACAAGAUUCCCUGUGUUCCCAAGAGAAUUAUUUCACUGAUAAAAGAAUCCAGGAGGAAGAAACUAAUAGUACACAACAAAGACGACAGAUACUUAGAAUCAAUAAGGAAACAUCAGGGAGAUCAGCCAACAGCCAUCAGAGCAGUACUGAGAAUGAGCUGAAGUAUUGUGAACCCCGUCCCUGGAGCAGCACCGACUCUGAUAGCUCCAUCCGCAAUCUGAAGCCAGCUGUAACGAAAGCCAGCAGCUUCAGUGGGAUAUCAGUUCUGACAAGAGGAGAUAGCUCUGGAAGCAGCAAAAGCACAGGCAGGCUGUCUAAGACAGGUUCAGAGUCUUCUAGUAGUGUAGGGUCAUCCACGGGUUCUCUUUCUCACACCCAGCAGCCUCUUCCAGUGCCAGCUCUAAGCCAGCCUUCUCAUGGCACGCCUGCCGUCUAUCCAACUGUCAGCACUAGUAACUCUCUUUCCUUUGAUGGUGGCAUAAGCGGGCAAGUGGCACCUACUAGCACUAGCUUCUUUUUGCUUCCCUUGGAAGCGACAGGCAUACCGCCUGGCAGUAUUCUGAUCAACCCUCAAACAGGUCAGCCAUUCCUUAAUCCAGAUGGCACUCCAGUUGUGUACAAUCCUCCUAUGCCUCAGCAACCUGUUAGGACCCAAGUGCCUGGACCUCCGCAACAGCCACCUCUUCCCACACCACCUCAGCAACAGCCAGCAGCUAACCACAUCCUCUCACAGCCUAUGCGGCCUCUGCAGCCUUCUUCCCAGCCUGUUCAGUACUCUGCAGUCUCUUAUCCACCCCCGCUCCUGCCAGUCUCCUCUACACAGCAAUAUUCUGUGCAAGACAACUUAGGAUCACAAUUUAGCCAUAUGAGUCUUGCCCGUCAGCCACCCGCUGAUCCAGCUGAACCUCAUACUGCUAUGUUCCAGUCCACUGUAGUCCUCCAGCCCCCACAGCAGUCUGGUUAUAUCAUCGCAGCUGCUCCACCUCCACCACCCUCCGGCCAACCAGUUUCUGCUCCCGGCUACUCGACAGCUAGCCACCCCGUCAACCAGCAAGUACUCCAGCAGCAGGGAUAUAUGCAGCAACCUGUGCCACAGAUGCCAGCUUGUUAUUGUACCCCCAAUCAGUAUCCGCACUCCAGUCAACAAUACCGACCUGUUUCUGUCCAUUACAACACACAGCAAAACCAACCAUUAGCACAGCCUGGACAGCAGACAGGUUACCAGGUUUUGCCUAACCAGCAGCAAAACUACCAGGGUUUAGUCGGAGUUCAGCAGUCUCAGAAUCAAAAUCUGGUCAGUGGCCAACACAACAACGUUGGGAAUCAAAUUCAGGGUGUGAUUGUUCCAUAUCCUUCAGUGCCAUCUUAUCAGGUUUCGGUGCCUCAAGGUUCCCAAGCAGUGCCCCCGCAGACAUAUCAACAGCCUGUUAUAAUUCCCAGUCAAUCAAAUCAAGGAUUACCCACAACAGGAAUGCCAGUUUACUACAGUGUCAUUCCAUCAGGUCAACAGAAUAAUUUAAGUUCAUCAGUAGGAUAUUUGCAGCCUCCUGGAUCAGAGCAGAUACAGUUUCCUAGAACAUCAUCACCAUGCAGCUCACAGCAGCUUCAAGGACAGCAGUGUGCAGUUUAUAGCAACCAUUCAAGUCAGAAGCCAUCACCUCCUACAUUAUUGCCACCUUCAUCAAAGUUAAAGCCACAACAGGCUGCUUCCAUUGUGCACUACAGCAUAGUGUCUCCACCCUCAUCAUGUAAAAGUUCACCCACUGGUCUUUCCAUCAUGCAGCCAAUAAAAGCGGUAGCACCACCACCAGGUGGAGGAGUAGUAAUGAUGCAGCUAAAUAUACCUAACAAUCCUCAGCCUCGGAACCAUUCACCUCCACAGUGGAAACAGAAUAAGUAUUACUGUGAUCAUCAAAGGGGGCAGAAGUCCACAGAACUUAGCACUUUAGACAGUGCUGCGCAGUUGCAGCAUAGUCCUCAACUAGGUAGUCCUGUCACCUCACCGGCCCAAUCACCAGCACCAGCUCAGCUAUCAAACAUGAAGAACAUCCGUCCCACAUUAACACCUCUUUCUAUCGUGUCCCAGUUUUCUAGACCUUUUGUCCCUGGACAAGGAGAUGCCAGAUACCCACUGCUUGGCCAACCCCUGCAAUACAAUCCACCAUCUUUAUUACGUGGACAAGUAACAAGCCAACAGUGUCAGCCUGGAAACAGACAUGGAAACAGGGGAAAGAAACCAGCAAAGAAGGCUGCCUCAGCAGAUCUUGGUGCAGGAGAACCAGUUGUGGGAAAAGUUCUAGAAAUUACUGAACUGCCAGAAGGCAUAACUCGUAUGGAAGCAGAAAAACUAUUUGGAGAACUUUUAAAAGUUGGUGCCAAGAUUCGGUGGCUAAGGGAUUCGCAGUGUCUACAAACACAGCAGCAGCACCAUCGUCGUUACUGUGGCAGCGGAGACAGUAGUGUGAACACUGAGCCAUCCAAACCUAGUGACUUGGCUUCCACUUACACAGUUCUAGCUACGUUCCCUACAAUGUCAGCUGCUCAGAAUGCGUUGAAGAAACAAAGUAGUACCUCAGUGAACAAGUUCAGGCUGAGAACAAGCAAGAAGCACUACGACUUUCAUGUUCUGGAAAGGGCUAGUUCUCAGUAGCAGUUACAUCAGUGGACACUCAGCCUUUACUACUUCCGUGUCCUCCUCUCCUCAAUUGGCUUGAUGUUAUGGAGUUUCUGUUCUCUUCACAGAGACUCCUGGGAUGUUUUGUCAUAUGACAUUAGCCACUGAAGACUAAAUAACCCAGUGAUCCAGCAAGAUGAAGAAAAAAUAUACAGAGUUAAUCCCAGACAAUAGCAAGGAAUCAUCUUUGAGACAGGCAGCUUUCUACAAGGAAUGCUGUUGAAAUGCCCCCUACUUUUAUAGUAGUUUUGUUUUAUAUUUUUGAAUUCUUGUAUCAGAUCCAAAGUUCUAUUGUACAGCAAACGUUCAUAAAAAUCCAUAUUCAGAUUUGUAUUUUAUAAUCCCUUUUCACAGCCAGCACACAGCUGUCCAUUCCAAGGCAGGAACCUGAGGAUUGGUAGAGGGGAAAAGAGAACCAUUUUCAAGGAAUUACACUCAUUUUCUAGCAAACUACCCCAAAUCUUCAAGUUAACUUGUUCUUUGUCCCUUGUGUUUGGUUUGGGGUUUUUUUUUUUUGAGGAAAAAAAAAAACAAAACAUAAUUUUAGUAACUAACUCCUUAGAUGGUAAUUUUCUUUCGAGAUUCAUUCAAGCAAUGUCAAAAGAAAUUAUGAGUAGGUUGUACCCUUGAAGGAUUCGCUUCUGAUCCAACAAGUUUAAUAAUUAUUUAAAGGGAAAUAUGAAUAGGUUACAAAGAAUGUUCACUGAAUCACAUUUUAAUAUUUCUUCUUUUCAGCAAAAGCGUGAAGAGACUAAAAUGUAUCUUCACAGGUGACAAAAUGUUUGCACUUUAAUUGUGUUCCCACCAGUAUGGAUCUCUUUCUCUUCCUUUUCACGCUAAGAUAAUUGUGUUUGAUAAGUGCUGGAAACCUUUUUAAUGGUUUAAGUUUUCAUCAUUUGCAGAUGCUCACUGGACAUUAAAGAUUCAUUGCACAUAAAUGAAACAAACUUUUUUCAAUUUGUGUAAUUUGCAAGGCUGUACAAUGUGUGCUGAUGCAAGCCUUUUUCAGUUCAAGAAAAUAAAUGUUUACAAACACAAACUUUCAGUGCACUUGUUUAAACUUCUAGGAGUCUUCUGAAACCUGGAUGAACAUAUAUUAAUGGUUUAGAUACCUUCAAAUGUGAGAAAAGAACUUAAACAUAACACAAAUACUAGAACUUCUCAAAGAACCACUAUUGCUGUUCCUCUUCUUGAAGCAUUUAUGUUAUCCUGCCCUUCAUUGUUUUUUAAUGUUUCCCUAUAUAAGUAAAAAGAGAGAGAAAUUGAUCAGACACCAUAAGGGACUGCUGCUGGUAUUUUAUUUUUAGCACAGGCACUGAUUCACUGUGCAGACGAGCAACUACUUGUUCCCUUCCUAAGGCUGUCGCUUCGCAAGAGAUGCGUUUGUAACUUCCGUAAGUGGAAACUCAAGGUAAAGGUUAUGUUUAAGAACAUAUUUUACAGAGGAAAAGUAAAGAAUUUAGGUGCCUAAACCAGCAUUAACUUUCAUCUUAUAUACAAAAAAUCCUAUCCCUGAGCAACCACGCAUAAACAUGUGAAGUGGCAAGAACAGUCCUAUGCACAGUCAAUUCUUAAAUCCUUCAUGUGAUCAGUCGAAGUACUUGGAAGAAAACUGACCUGUCUGGGAAUAAUGUAGCCUAAUAAAUCAGGUAUAUGGGACUUGAUUCUGCAAAAUGCUGCAACAACAGGUAUUUACAUGACUAAAGGUAAACUUAACACUCAGAUGUUCCCCUAAAACAGAGGGGAAAAUGUUCAGCUUCAAAGCCCUAGCCAAAAGACAAAUAUAAUUAUCUCUGUUUGCUUUUCUAAAAGGAUGGUACUUGGCAUUCAAGUUCUUACACUACUACUUGACUGAAUAUGCUGCUUGAAUGAGGGGAUAUAUUUUUUCCUCCUCCAGUUGGAUUGUUGUAGUUUAUUGCACCCAAAACCAAAGAUGAUUAAGAACACGAGCUUAUGCAGAUUAUAAUAUUCCCCUCUGAAUAGCACAGAGAUAACAUGAUUAACACACAAGUUCCGUCACUGCCUCUUGCCGAUUCCAGUGCUUGUUUUAAGAUUAUGGUUUUAAUCCUGUAAAAGUAGUUAACAGAUUAAAGGUCUGUAAUGACAGGUGUCACAGCCCGGAGAGGCAGCUGCCUCCUGUGGCUAACACAUUCCAGGAUAAGAUUUUUCAUAGAUGUAGAAGAGUAAUCAAUAGCUGAGAGCUUCCAUCUAUUCUGAACGACCCAAAACCUAAAUCUAACAUCAAAUCAAACCAUUUCCAAAGGAUGCUGCAUGACUUGCUUCGUUAAAUAAACUUUCCCCAUAAUAACCAGAGAAGGAAAAGUAAUGAGAGAGGUAAGCAUGGAGAACACAAGCAAUCCAAACAAAAGGAGGGGAGGGAUACACUGAAUAGGAACAAGGCCCAGCAAAUACUUAAUUCUUAUCAAGUAAGUUGUUAACUGGAGUGCAAAUUGCCCUAGAAGAAAAAAUUACAACAUGUAAUAAGCCAGUUCCAUUCUAAUCCUGACACUGAUACUUGCCUACAGUUACUACAGGCUGGUCACCCUUUCCCAGUAUGUUUUCCUCUGUGUUAAACAAGGGCAGUUACAUUUUUUUGAUCUGGACGUGCUGAUAUGAACCACACAGAUAACAGGACUUUGGAAGCAUCAGAGGGCUCCGAUGUCUACAGUAGGCACAGAAUUCAAAUAUUUCUGCUUUAGUCUUGUUCAUUCCUGAUUUUGUGCUAUUUCAUAGUGUCUCCAGUAAGUGAACAGAGUGUUAACUCAUGUAACCAAGACCAUUUGUACCUUCCUGGCUUUUACACUUCCGUCCCUUUUGGUUCCUUAAAAUACACAAGCCUAGGGACUGUGUACAAACCCCCUGGCACUACAUUUGUUCCAUAUAUUUGGAUCACAUUCUAGAAAGCAAAUAAAUGCACUUUAUGGCAUGAAACAGACAUAUGUAAAACUAGCGUUCUCAAGCAAUUUUCUAGUACUUGAGUGUAUUUGAGGUUCCUGUCAUUUAACAUUAGAGCCAUUUUUAAAGCAACUAGUGCCAAAAGGAAUUAAGUGAGGACUUAAAUUAUAUCGGAGUAAUUUAAUACAUUUCAUUUGGUUGGGAACAUGCCAUAUAACUUUUAAAGCUGAGGAAAAAGCACUGGAAGAGUAACCAGAAAAGCUGAACCAAUCUGGCUAUUACCUACUCCACCAAAGGCUACUAUUUCUUGAUUUUAAUUUCUAAUUAAUACAGUUAUAUUACUGCGUAAAAUGCAUCCCUGAACUGUGAACAGAUUCUAUGUUAUUUCUGAUAUUACAGUGAAGAUGAUAACUCAAAAUUAAGAAAACAAAUUUAAGCUCCAUAGUCUGGGAACACUCAAAACCACACGGACUUGAGGUUGGAUUCGGGUAGAUCAUAACAGCACACCUGAGAAUCUACUCACAGCCUCCACAUGGUUGCCAAACUACAGCCUCACAUGCCUCAUGUUUCCGUAAGACUGGAUUGGUAUAAAGUGAAACGUUGGUAAUAGGCAUCUUGCAUCUUACCUCAGACUCCUUCCUGAGCAAAUUUAACCUAUUAUAAUCUGAAAUCCUUUUCUUUCACUCACACACAUACACUUAGAAAAUGACAUAAAAAGAAAAGUAGGAGAACAUCUACAAAGAAGGAAAUCUAGCACUGAGAUGUACUGAAGACUGCAGUGGUUAGGUGUUUCUAGCUGCAACCAUUCCUAAUCCUACUGGCCUUUUGUAGAACACGCAUUUUGUUUCAAGAUCCGGGUGGUGCAGGACAGCGGCACAUAGAUGGGAGUUCAGUUUUGUCAAAGCACAAGAAGUGUUUAGCCUGAUGAAUCAAAUAAGGUACUUCGAUACGCAACAUGCCUUUCACAGUAAGACCAUUUUUUUGGUCUCGCACGAUUCAAAUAGCUCUAUACACUUUUCCUAUCUAGUAACGCAAUCCACUUCCCUCUCCUGGUAGCAUAAAUAGUUACAUUCUCACGCUAUGACACUCAUUUGUGCCUUAAAGCUUCACAUUUGACAUGUUUAUUGUUUUGAGUUAAUCUUGUACCAACUUGUUUGGAUGUCUGAAAGGGAGUCAUAAUUAAAACUUCUUUUAUAAAUAUCUAUUUAACUCCACGACAUAUUUUUUCCCUAGGAAACUGGUGCGGGCUGUAAUUUCCUGUAUUUAGCCCUGAGGCAAAGAAUGUUUAUAUGAAGUUUAGGAGAAAAUUGAUCAAACCACUUUUACAUUACAGGUCAUGAAAAAUAACUGUAGCUGGAAUUUUUAUGUAUUUCCAGCUGAAAAAGGACUUAUUUCAAUCCCUUCAAUGCUUCUACAGCUCAGUCUUCAUGAAGGUUGACGUGCUGCCUCUAUUCCAUGUCCUGCUCCUAUCAACAUUUCAGAUGUUUUGGGUUUGGGUAUUUUUGGCUAUUGAAGUCAACAAGCAUAAACUUAAGAGUGCACAAUGUCAACAUGACUUCAUUUUGGAAGCCUUAUUUCUUGGGUGUAGACCAGAACCCUUAAAAGGGCCUAAUUUCCAAAACAUUCUGAAAAUUAAGUCCCUUUAAGUUCUCUUAUUCUGGAACCUGAGACCAAAGUCACUAUUCACAUCUGAAAACUUCAGAUGCAAGGUCCAAUGUAAAUGAAGUUGCCUCUUGUCUGACUUGAAAAUGUAUGCAAUUAUGUUCAUGAGCCUCCUUUUAGUUCAAUGUCUGCCUUGUGUGUCUGGGCUUGUUGGGCUGGAGUUUGGACCUGACUGUGUUUGGCAGCUCCUUAUUAGCAAGGUUGAUUUUUUUAUCUUGCUUGUAACUACUUGACAUUUUGCAAUGUUUGCUGUUUUGUCAAAAUUUGUCAGGUUGAAAGUGGAUCUUGCUUAAGAGAUGAUUAAGAAGCAUUAAAAUUUGGCCCAGGGCACAAACACUUCAGUGUUUGCUGAUUUUUUUCAUUUUUCAGUCUUACUGGUAAAGCACACGAGCCUAGUCAUUAUAUGGGAUGCAUGCAACUGCAAUGAACUGUUCUGCACUUCUGAAGAGAAACUUGAAUGUCAGAUAAGACUAGUGCUGUAAACCAAAGAGCUGUAUAGGAAAAUCUGUAUGUUGCUGAUAGUUGUAUGCUUUUAAAACUGGUAUAAAUUAUAAAAAUAAACUGUGCUGCUGUGGAUAAUGCUUAA
Harpia harpyja (harpy eagle) is the source of this 9103-nucleotide messenger RNA. RefSeq names its product R3H domain containing 1 (gene R3HDM1). Bases 391 to 3936 code for a protein of 1181 amino acids. Gene Ontology annotation, molecular function: nucleic acid binding. The transcript has 29 exons. The record is from RefSeq and is a predicted model, not a curated record. NCBI's taxonomy places the organism in Eukaryota, Metazoa, Chordata, Aves, Accipitriformes, Accipitridae.